Molecule: messenger RNA, 921 nt
Organism: Papaver somniferum (opium poppy)
Lineage: Eukaryota; Viridiplantae; Streptophyta; Magnoliopsida; Ranunculales; Papaveraceae
Product: putative bifunctional UDP-N-acetylglucosamine transferase and deubiquitinase ALG13
Exons: 2
Coding region: 84-701 (205 amino acids)
Source: RefSeq, a predicted model, not a curated record
AUAUGAAACCUAAACACAAUAGAAACCGAAGGAGAAAAAAGAUUCGGCCUCUAAGGCUCUAACCAAACCAGUCAAUCCAAAUUAUGGCUAUUACGAGGAUAUUUUCUGGUUCUUUUCUUGUUCUUUUCCUCCUGGCAAUCACCCGUAUCUCUGUUGUGGAAAUGACAGCGGUAAUCCAGAGGAGUACUGUUGUCGAAAGCAUGUCGCUGGAAGGAAAAGAAGCAUGUAACCCUAACGACUUGUACACAGACGUUCUCUGGGCUCCAACAUCUGAUUGCACCGUUUAUUGUACAAACUGGUGUAGAGAUGCAUGUGUUUCCAAGUUCGGUAGCACAAUGGUCAAUAAUAAAUGCACGGUAGCUAACAACAGUGUGCAUUGCGACUGUUGCUGCAAAAACAAUUUGCCACCACCACCCCCUCCAUCACCACCUCCACCAUCACCGUCGCCACCCCCUCCAUCACCACCUCCACCACCCCCUCCAUCGCCACCUCCACCAUCACCGUCGCCACCCCCUCCAUCACCACCUCCACCAUCACCGUCACCGCCCCCUCCGUCGCCACCCCCUCCUUCACCACCUCCACCAUCACCAUCACCACCACCUCCAUGUCCAUCCCCAGAACCAUGCUCUAGCUGCGGAUGUUGCAACACGGACAUCAAUAUUCAGAUCUCUGUAAAACAAGGCGGCAAUGUCAAACUAUGAACACCGUCAUCAUCGUCUGUUGCUGAUCAUAGCCUCUGAUAUCCAUUACUAUGUCUGCACUGUGUACUUGAUCAGAAUACUACUGGUCACACGUUUAUCUCUUUGCUAGCUAGCUACAACAAUAAGAUGAAGAAAAGUAUCAAUUAGACUCUAAAUAUGUAGCAACUACAGUAUUAAGUAAUUUUAGUUAAUUUGGAGUUUGAAACUCUGAAAAAAUUAA